Schizosaccharomyces osmophilus is the source of this 1023-nucleotide messenger RNA. RefSeq names its product malate dehydrogenase Mdh1 (gene mdh1). The transcript has a single exon. The record is from RefSeq and is a predicted model, not a curated record. Gene Ontology annotation, molecular function: L-malate dehydrogenase (NAD+) activity. Lineage: Eukaryota; Fungi; Ascomycota; Schizosaccharomycetes; Schizosaccharomycetales; Schizosaccharomycetaceae. Bases 1 to 1023 code for a protein of 340 amino acids. Gene Ontology annotation, biological process: carboxylic acid metabolic process; tricarboxylic acid cycle. Gene Ontology annotation, cellular component: cytoplasm; mitochondrion.
AUGAUGUAUAAAACAGUUUUGCAAAGAAUGGGCAUGAAGACAUGCAUGCCUCGCCCUUUUUCAACUAGCUCUAGACUUAAUUACAAGGUAGCUGUUUUGGGUGCCGGUGGUGGUAUUGGCCAACCUUUGUCCAUGCUUUUAAAGACAAACACAAAGGUCUCUGAAUUGGCUCUUUUUGACAUCAAGGGUGGUCCUGGUGUUGCCGCUGAUAUCGGCCACAUCAACACCUCUUCCAAUGUUAACGGUUAUUCCCCUGAUGACAAGGGUCUUGAAAGGGCUUUGAAGGGCGCUGAUGUGGUUGUCAUUCCCGCUGGUGUUCCUCGUAAGCCCGGUAUGACCCGUGAUGAUUUAUUCAAGACCAACGCCUCUAUUGUUCGCGAUUUGGCUUUUGCUGCUGGUGAAACCGCGCCUAAUGCCAAGUAUCUUGUUGUCACAAACCCCGUCAACUCCACUGUCCCUAUCUUCAAGAAGGCUUUGGCUCGUGUUGGCGUUCACCAACCUAAGCACUUGUUUGGUGUCACCACGUUGGAUUCUGUCCGUGCUAGCCGUUUUGCUUCUCAAGCCACCAACGGUCUUGCUGAAAUCCUCCGUAUUCCCGUUGUCGGUGGUCACUCAGGUGCUACUAUUGUCCCCCUCUUGUCUCAAGGACGCGUUGAUUUGACUGGCGCUGACCGCGAUAGCCUCGUUCAUCGUAUUCAAUUUGGUGGUGACGAAGUUGUUAAAGCCAAGGCUGGUGCCGGAAGCGCUACCUUGUCUAUGGCUUACGCCGGAGCCCGUAUGGCCUCCUCUGUCAUCCGUGCUUUGGAUGGCGAAUCCGGUGUUGAAGAAUGCACCUUUGUCGAGUCUCCUUUGUUCAAGGAUCAAGGUAUCGACUACUUCUCUUCCCGCGUCACUUUGGGCAAGGAUGGUGUUGAGACUAUCCACCCUGUUGGCCCCAUCAAUGAAUACGAGGAAGGUCUUCUCAAGGUUGCUCUUGGUGAUUUGAAGAAGAGCAUUGAAAAAGGUGAACAUUUUGUUGCAUAA